Messenger RNA from Rhopalosiphum maidis (corn leaf aphid), 1595 nucleotides. It is a transcript of the gene DCTN2-p50, whose product is annotated as dynactin subunit 2. The record is from RefSeq and is a predicted model, not a curated record. NCBI's taxonomy places the organism in Eukaryota, Metazoa, Arthropoda, Insecta, Hemiptera, Aphididae. Gene Ontology annotation, cellular component: centrosome; cytoplasm; dynactin complex. Gene Ontology annotation, biological process: mitotic spindle organization. The transcript has 8 exons. Bases 182 to 1396 code for a protein of 404 amino acids.
CCAAUUUCAUUAUCUAUAAUAUCUAUGAUACCUUGUAAGUCUUGUCUAUUGGAUAUUUGAGUAUAUGGGCACACUAGCUAUUUAUUUAGUAUCUAAUAUCUGUCAAUCACGAAUCACAUAUUUUAGUUUCACAUAGUACCUACGUGUAAAUAGUCACUAUUAAAUAAUAUUCAUUAUUAAGAUGGCAGUUGAUUCAAAAUACGCUCAUUUAAGUGGAAUUGCUUACGACCAACCUGAUGUCUAUGAGACUUUUGAAAUGCCAGAAGAUGACCAACAACUUGAUUAUGCAGAAGAGGACAACGAAGAUAUUGAACGUAUCAAAUUGGUUCCAACCGAAGCUUAUAAACACUUUAAAGAUAAAGUUGUCAACUCAGACAAUAUAGACUUUUCUGAUAAAUUGGGCAGAUCUCUAAAAACUGGAUAUAAUUCAAACCAACUUUGGGAAUUAGCUGCACAAGGAGAAAAAGAAACUCCAUUACAAAAAUAUUAUAGAUUGAAAUUGGAAACUGAAGAAUUGGUUCAAGAAAUAAGUUCUUUGCAGGAAAAUAAAAAUGAUCUUGAUGAGCAAUCAUGUACUAACAUUGGGCCUCAAGUACAAGAUGUAAUGCUGAAAUUGUCAACAUUAAAUAUAGAAAAGUCUUUUGGACAACAAUUAGGACAAUUAGGAACAUCUGAUAUUGAUAAUUUACAAAAGUAUGUAGAAACUAUUACUGAAUUGCUAAAUAAGCGGCCAGGAAGUAGUAAUAAACCACAAGCAACUACAGAAAGUGUUUCUGAGGCAUUAAAUUUUCAAGCACUAAUAAGACCUAAUAAGGCACAACUUGAUCAAGUUUCUCAAAUUUCUCGAUUGGAAGAACGUUUGCGUAAAUUGGAAGCGACAAUUGGAACUGGUGCUUUAACACUGAAACGUUUAGGUGUUUGUGAGAGUGGUGGUUUGAUUGAAGCUGUUCGACUAUUAUUAGGACAGCUAUCUGUUCUUAAUUCAACUCAAUUAGAUGCAGUAGAUACUAGAGUCUCUAAUUUACUACCCAAACUUGAACAAACAGCAGCAAAAUUAGAUUCUCAAGAUCCUGAAAAAGAUAAAAAAAUAAAUGAACUUUAUGAGAUAAUUUUAAAAGCAACUCAAGAGUCACAUUUAUUACCAGAAGUCUUACAAAGAAUGGUAGCAUUAGAAUCAUUACACCAAAAAGUUGGAAAAUUAGUGAUGACAAUUAGCAACCUGAGUGCUCAGCAAACAGAAAAUGCUCAAAAUAUCGAAAAAAAUGAAGAGUUUCUUAAAACUAUAGAAUCUCACAUUAAUCAAAAUAUGGUUAAAAUGAAUUCUAAUUUGAAAUCUUUAUGCACACGAGUUGAAGCUGUUGCAGAAAAAUUAAAGCAAUCUGAAUCUGAAGCUUGAACUUAAAACUAAAUUUAGUUAAAUAUUUUCUAAAUAAAGUGUACAUCAGAAUAUACAUUUUAUAAUUUAAUAUAAUAAACAUUUUAUUUUUAAAAAUAUAAUUAUUUAACAUGUACAAAUUUGUAUGCUUUUUAAAAUUGUUAACUUGCUUAAUAAUAGACUAUAAAAUCAUUCUUAAUGCUACAAUGCCUAAAAUAAU